AUGGCUUGGCAUUAUCUAAAUUAUGAUAUAACACAUAUUUUUCUGACGUUCACCUAUAUGGUACUGGGUGCAAUCACAGUUUAUGCAUGGUACUACAGACCAACAUCAAAUGUUUCUCCAAUUCAAAAGUUAUUUUAUCCAAUUUUAUUAUUAGGUGUUUUGGUUAGAGCAGUUUUUAUGUUGAUGCAACCAUGGAUUAGAGAAAGUGAUUUGCAAAUACCGAAUCAGGCGAAUAUCGUAAUGAAUACGCUGCCUUCAUUUUUAUUUUUUAGCAACUAUCUCAUUGUGCUGUUCAUUUGGACAGAGAUGUACUUGAUUUUCAAUGGUGGAUCGAUGAUUCUCGUACAUAGAUUGCCAGUGAUUUUCAACUUGAUAGCAACACUGAUGUAUGUCACCAUCAUUGUUUUGUACGCCUUGGACUUUGCAUUGUAUCCACUCCAAUAUAGAACGGUCUCACAGUUCUCAGAGACCGUGGAAUACAUCAUCGGUUAUUACGAUGGAAUUUGCUUCAUUGUUUUGGCACUGGCAUUUGCCGGUCUCGGACUGUGUUUGGUCAUCAAAUUCCGUAGACCUCAUCAAAAUUUCACAGAGGACAAGAGAAAGAUCAUUUUGAAGCGUGUCUCAUUGGUUUCACUCCUGGUAGUCGUUUGUUUCAUAAUUCGAGCAUUCAUUACACUUUUCGCUGUCAAUAGAUUCAAUUUAAUUUCAGGUAAUUGGUGGUGGUUUGAUGGAAUAUAUUUCUUUGGAUUUGAAGUAGUACCAAUUGCAAUCAUGUUGUAUUUGUUGAGAAUGAAUAAUUCCAACAGUCAAUCACCGAAUCAUCAUAUCCACUAUUCGACAAACACCAAAAAGCAAGAUUUCGUUAAACCAAACGAAUACACACAAUUAUUACAUCCAUAA
Heterostelium album PN500 is the source of this 900-nucleotide messenger RNA. RefSeq lists its product as uncharacterized. The record is from RefSeq and is a predicted model, not a curated record. The coding region runs from base 1 to 900 and encodes 299 amino acids. The transcript has 3 exons. Lineage: Eukaryota; Evosea; Eumycetozoa; Acytosteliales; Acytosteliaceae.